AUGACACUGAUCACACAGCACCCAAACGGGUGGCUGGAGGUGGAGAAAACAGAUGGCACACGCGGGUAUGUCUCCCCAGCAUGGGUGGAGAGCGUCGCCAGCAAUGAGAAAACCGCGGCUGCAGAGGAGGAAUCCAGCCCCGAGCCAACGCCCGACGAGCAGCACGGCGCUACUGCAGCACAAGAAGGUGAACAGGCCCAGAAAGUCCACGCGCAAGAGGAGCACGCGCCAACGUCGUCAGCCUCGACGCAGGGCAGCAGCGCGAGGAGCAGCGAAGCAGGCAGCAUGGACCACGCGCCACGUGACCAAGAAGACGCACACGACCCCAACAAGGCCACGGAACAGGGGAGCCAGCCGUUGAGCAACGGCGACACGCAAGUCCACUCGCCAUCAAAGCCGGUCUCCGCUUCCUCCAGCAGCAACACCCUGACGGUGGGCGACGCCAAACCCCAGCUCGAGCGCAAACCCACGGACUGGGGCAACCUCACGCCAGACACCCGCCCGCUCACCUUGCGGCAGGCACGCGCGGAGAAGCCGGCACCACCGGUCCGCAAGUCGUCAAAUCUGACGGUGAAGCUGGAGACGAGUCACGAGGACGCAGAUGCAAACGAGUCCACGACGGACGACCUUGUCCUGUAUGGCCACGACGACGACGACGACGACAAUGAUGUGAACGUGGACAGGAACAGAGGCAGCCGUGUUGGCAGUGGCGAUGGUGGUGAUGGUGGUGAUGGUGGUGAUCAGCAUGCGCAGAGGAGUGAUAGACAACGACUGGCGCAAGCACAGGAUGAGAAGCAGGGUCAUGUGCACGCGGCGAUUGCCAACGCGGUGCACGGUGAGGAUGACGUGGCCGAGGACAGCGAUGACAUGUACGACAACAUCCACGAUGGCGAGCUCCAGGAGCAGCCGGAAUCCGACGCGGGCGCACACGCGCACGGCCGAGGGGACGCACAGCCGCCGAUCAAGCCGCCGCGCCUUCACAUCACAGACGACGACACAACAUGUGACACUGAUGGCGGCGGUCGCAGCACGCGUGGUGCUGAUGAUAACAGCGAUGCACACACGUCUCAACACAACCACGAACAGCAGCAGCAGCAGCAGCAGCAGCAGCAGCAGCAGCAACAGCAGCAUGUGAGCCAUCGUCGUGAUGACAGCUGGAGCGACACGCGUUCAGCACCGGGUCGCGCUGGCGUGAGCGGCCUCUCCGUGGAUGUGCAAGCAGCAGCGGCGGUGACAGAGCAGGCGCCAAAGAGUGCACCUGUUCGUCCGCGCCCAAAGCCGCGACCAGGGAGGCCCGGGCACAGCCGGCAGGGGUCGCACGCAGACAACAUCGCACUGCACCCGGCAGAUGCAGACGAGCAUGGCGCCCGUCCUCCCAUCUCGCCGAGGCCAAAACGCGCAUCUGUGCACGGCGCUUUCCAUCAGCAGCUCGAAGCAACGCUUAAGAUUGGCGUAAAGGCGAGUCAGCCAACCCUCACGCGGCUAUCGCUGCUAACGCUGCUACUGAUGCUGUCGCUGUCGCCUCCUCGACCGCCAGGACGAACAGUCGUGACCGAAGCACCGCCCCCACCAUCGUCCUCGGGUGCGGCAGAGGAAGAACGGCCUGUUCCCUUCAGAAAAGCGCCCGCACCGCCGCCACCAGCGGUGCGGUCGCGGCGGCCAGAGUCGAUGGUCUCUGGACCUGCGAGUAGACAGUCUCCACACUCAACAUCGCCGCACCUCCCAGCUGAGUCUGCGGAUCACAGCGCCACCGCAUCGCCGCACCCGCCAGACGCACACGAGCACGCACCGACAACGGCCCACGAUGAACACCACCACCACCACCACCAGCAGCAGCAGCAGCAGCAGCUAGCCCGUGCGGAUACGGUAGAUGAAGAUGAUGUUGAUGGUGUUGAUGAUGAUGUUGAUGAUGAUGACGGUGGCGAUGGUGACGAUGUCGGUGUCGAUGAGGAGAGUGGUGCUGCGAUGAAAUCGGUUGUGAAUGUGACAGUUGAAGAGGCAGGCGAAGGGCAUCAACAGCAACUGCCGCAGCAGGAAGAGCAAGUCAUUUCGCUCAAGGGCCACUUGGAACGGAAGCUCAUCCGAGAGGGCGGGAAAGAUGUGCGGCGGCGCCAGUGGCACAAAGUGUAUGCGGCUGUAGAGGGCCCGUUGCUCGUCCUCUUUGGCAGCAAGAAGGACUUUGAGAAGCAAAAGAAGCCGACGUCUGUUCUCGAUCUGAUGCGCAACGACGUGCUGGUCGAUGAGGAGUACACGAAGCGCGAUUACGUCUUCAAGCUCGAGGGGCCACAGAACAAGAUGCUGUUCCAGGCUGGCUCUGAGGGCGAGCGCGUGCGGUGGCUGCAGGCGAUCAACCGCGUCAAGACAGGCAGCUCAGGCGCCGGCCCAGCCGUUGACGACCGACAACGUGCACACACGUUCGCUGGAUCGCGACGCGAGAAGCGCAGCCCAAAGCAGCGCAACAAGCGCCACUCCUACAUCCCGGACAUGGAUGCCGGUUCUCCGAAAGAGAAGGACGCCGGCUAUGGAUAUGUGCGCCGCCGCCUCAACAAAUACCUCCGCGCCCGUCCAAAGAAGCAAGAGCUCGUCUCAAAGGGCAUCAUUGAAUUUCCUGUCUUUGGCGGGACCAUUUCGCACCAAGUGGAUCUCGAGCGGUCUGUUGCCUCUGUCCCAAACGUCCCCAUCAUCGUCGUCAAGUGCGUGCACCGCGUGGAGAGGUCACUGCAAGAGCAGGGCAUUUAUCGCGUUCCAGGAAAUUCCUCACAAAUCCAACACCUCGUCGCAGAGGCAAACGCAGACUGCACAACGGUGGACGUCGAAGGCAUUGACGAUGUGCACGGCGCCGCUGGGCUGCUCAAGCUCUAUUUCCGCGAGCUUGCAGACCCGCCCUUCACCGACGACAAAUACGCAGACUUCAUCGCCGCAGGAAAGAUGGCUGAUGCGGGCCAGCGCCUGCAAACGCUGAAAUCGCUCUUCCAAUCACUACCGGAAGCAAACAAGGCAACGUUGCUAUUUCUCUUCCAGCACCUCGAAAGGGUUGCCGCCCAGGGCGCGGUGAACAAGAUGCACCUGAACAACCUGGCCAUCGUCUUUGGACCGACGCUGCUGCGGAGUUCAGAGCCGACACUGGAUGCGAUUGUGAUGGAUGCGCCGUUUCAGAGCAGCGUGGUUGAAGAGUUGCUGCGAAACCAGGACCAACUGGCAUGA
Messenger RNA from Salpingoeca rosetta, 3204 nucleotides. RefSeq lists its product as uncharacterized. The coding region runs from base 1 to 3204 and encodes 1067 amino acids. The record is from RefSeq and is a predicted model, not a curated record. Gene Ontology annotation, biological process: signal transduction; regulation of GTPase activity. NCBI's taxonomy places the organism in Eukaryota, Choanoflagellata, Craspedida, Salpingoecidae. The transcript is spliced from 17 exons. Gene Ontology annotation, cellular component: cytoplasm.